This is a messenger RNA of Mytilus trossulus (common blue mussel), 3900 nucleotides long. RefSeq names its product sodium/hydrogen exchanger 10-like. Lineage: Eukaryota; Metazoa; Mollusca; Bivalvia; Mytilida; Mytilidae. The record is from RefSeq and is a predicted model, not a curated record. Gene Ontology annotation, cellular component: plasma membrane. Gene Ontology annotation, biological process: proton transmembrane transport; sodium ion import across plasma membrane; potassium ion transmembrane transport. Bases 67 to 3840 code for a protein of 1257 amino acids. Gene Ontology annotation, molecular function: monoatomic ion channel activity; sodium:proton antiporter activity; potassium:proton antiporter activity. The transcript is spliced from 28 exons.
GCAUCCGUUUUCACGUGUUUGUUGGCCAGAUAUCUGUUUACAUAUGGAUGGAAUUGGAAUGAAGGAAUGAUGUUUGGUUCUAUACUCAGUGCCACUGAUCCUGUGGCAGUUGUGGCAUUACUUAGUGAUCUAGGUGCCUCAAAGAAACUAGCAAUGGUGAUUGAGGGAGAGUCUCUUCUCAACGAUGGUGCAGCAAUCGUGUUCUUUAAUGUGUUCCUCAAGCUGACCACAGAAGAUUCUGGAAUUUCAGAUAUUCAAUCUAAAGGUGGAGAAAUAGUGCUUUACUUCUUACAAGUAGCUCUCUUAGGACCUCUAUGGGGCUACGUCAUGGCAAAAUGUACUUUAUUUUUCCUGUCCAGAGUUUUCAACGAUGCUUUAAUAGAAAUCACAAUCACAUUAGCUUCCACAUACCUAACAUACUAUAUUGGAGAAGAAUUUUUGAAAGUGUCUGGAGUGUUGGCAGUUGUGGUACUUGGCGUCAGAAUGUCUGCAGAGAAAACAAUGAUCAGUCCAGAGGUGGAGAAAUUCUUACACAGAUUUUGGGAAACCCUAGCCUAUAUAGCUAACACGUUGAUCUUCAUCAUAGUUGGCAUGGUGAUAUCAGAGAAGGCCAUAUUUGAAAUUCAUGGAUUAGAUUGGUUUUACAUGUUCUCGCUGUAUUUUGGAGUUUUUGUUAUCAGAGGUCUUGUGAUAGCUAUAUUUAGUCCUAUAUUACGCCACACUGGAUAUGGUAUGUCAUGGAAGGAAGGUAUAGUGAUGACAUGGGGAGGAUUACGGGGUGCUGUAAGUCUGGCGCUAGCAUUACAAGUGGCACACCAUGAUACAAUUGACCAGGAGAGAGUAGGAGUCAGGGUACUAGUACAUGUAUCAGGUAUUGUGUUUCUAACUUUACUGAUAAAUUCUACAACAGUUGUUGGACUACUCAAGUUAUUAGGUAUGAGUGACACAUCACCUGCCAAAAGAAUGGCCAUGGCAAACUCUCUGAGAUUUCUACAAGAUGUUAGAGAUAAAACUCUCAAUAUGUUAAAAACAGACAGAUUUUUAGCUGAUGCUGACUGGGAUACAGUUGAAAAGUCCAGUGAGAUUGUAGAUCCUUAUAAAACUACAGAUGAAGAGGCACAAAUAGAUGAUUCAUUAGACAUUCGACCUAAUGCCAUAUGUCCUGACUGUGAUGCUAAGUUACCAUGCAUGUAUACUAGGAAGGAAAUGAAAGAUAUGACUGACGAGGCUGUACUUAGAAUGCUGAAGGCAGAAAAAGAAUUGGAAGAUAUAACUAAUGAAGCUAUACUUAGAAUGCUGACAGCAGAAAAAAUGAGUUAUUGGAGACAGUUUGAACAAGGAAUGAUAUCCAGGGAAGGAGUUAGAAAAUUACAGGAAUGUACCGACAUAGCUGCUGAUAAAAAGGGCAGGUUUGUUGAUGUCGAAGAUGUGAAGAAAAGCUGGGAAAUACCCAAAAUCUACAUCAAAUUGAAAAAGUUCUUCAAAAGAUUUAUAGUAGAACUGAUACCUGAACCACCAAAGUCACCAUGUCUUACAGUUCUGUACAAAAUCUUCAAACACCCAGCAUUCAGUAUAUUUCUUUACUGUGUAAUUGCCUUGGAUAUGGCUAAUGUGACAUUGUCUGUGAUUAGCGAGUAUUUAGACGCCAUUCAUGAUCAUAAGGAGAUCUUCAGGUCAUUAAAUGUUGUAUUUGUGUCGUUUUAUAUAGUGGAAGCAGUAGCUAAGAUAGUCCUUGUAAAGAAGUAUUACUUCACAGUUUGUUGGAACAAUUUGUGUUUGGCAAUCAUAUUUAUUGGGAUUGUGGACGUGUGUCUCAGUUUUUCAUUACCAUCUGUCUAUGGAAAUAAUCAUCACAUUGUACACAUAGUACUGGUGGUCUUUAUCUUACUGAGAGUCAUCAGAUUGUUCAGGCUACUAGAGCCAUUGGUGCCAUUGUUACUGGGUCUGAUGAAGUUACUGAUAAGUCAACAGCUGAGUUAUGGGUAUGAUGUUGGGCGUGGUUACGUAGCAGGGGAGGAGGAAGUUAGAAAGUUGAUAGAUCACAUGGUCGACCAGAGGGAGAUAGCUAAAUCACUAAAACAAGCCAGCGACAAUGGAAGACUUGAUGUUAUCAGAUGUCUAGGUAUGUUGCAGAAACAACAUCCAGAUAUUGCUCUAUCCAUUAAGACAAGACAAGCCAUUAGAAGUGUUCUAAACAGUUUACGAGAUGGUAUACAUGAACUAUUAAUGGAUGGUAUUCUGGAAGAAGCUGAUGGGCACAAGUUAGAAAAGAUGGUUGAAGAGAUGAUGAAGAGACUAAUAAAUGCACCACCUAGCUUACCCCUGCCACCACCAGAUAAAAUGUUAAACAAUGUCUUCUGGUUAAGGCAUGAACCUACUCUUAUAGAGUACAUAAAGGAGAAAGCCAAAUUAAUAUCAUAUAACUAUGAAGAUGUGAUCAUACAUGAAGGUGACCCACCUGGUGGAAUCUACAUUAUUGUAUCUGGUAUGGUUAGGUUAGAGUCCACUACUCAGCCAGGUAAACCCAUCAUACUAGAAGACAAACCUUCAGGAUCCCAGCUGACUAUAAAGUCUCACUUGAUAGAUUUUCUUACUUCUGGUAACAUUAUAGGAGAGAUGGGUCUGCUUACCAAAAAUCCAAGAUCAGCUACAGUCAUUUGUGAAACUGCUGUACAGUUGCUGUUUAUCAGUCUAGAUGAUAUGGAACAUGCUAUCCACCACUUCAGUGACAUUGAUCCACCAUUGGAGUACAGGUUGUGGCAUGUCUGUGCCAAUAGAGUGGCUACAAAUGUUCUUAUGAAACAACCAUCAUACCAGGGAUGGACCAAAGAAAAGAUAAAGAUUCGAUUAGAAAACUCUUAUCUUCUGAGUAACCUAGACGACAACAUGUUUACCGUUGACUCUUCUAUGUGCGAUGUUGUCUUAGUUAAUGGCUUUGCACAAAAUGCUUUCACCAGAGAACAGUUUAUUGGUCCUUGUUAUGUACCAUGGACAGUACUUAAAUUACAGUUGAUGCCAGAGAAAGGUCCAAAACCAGUACUAUUAGUAGUACCAUCAGAGGCAGGUCAACCUGCACACGCAGCCCACAAAUCUGGCCAUGACCUUAGACAUGGUCACGGAGCAUUCAGUAACUCCAUCAGCCAACUCUGUCUCAAUCAUGCAUCAAAACAUCGCCAAUCAGUUGAAUCAAAAUGGAAGAAAAAACGCCAAAAGAAAACAAAUUUAGGUUUUAUUGGUGAUAAAGUCCAGGCAGCAAGAUCCCUUGGAAUUUUGUUAUCAAAAGGUGCUAAAGUAGAAAAUCGAUCAACACCAAAACCAGAAAUGAUGAACGGAAAUCUUAACAGGGAAAUGUUCAAGAAUCCAAUCUGUGGGGCCCUCUCCACACCAGGAAUGUUAGAAGGUCGUGAAAAGGUAAAUUUUAAACCUGAAAAAUCAAUACAAGAAGAACCAGAAAGAGGCUCUUCUGUAGGAGGAAGUGGUAGCAGUAUGUCAAAUUUGUCAUCUGUCGUUUCAUUGGAUAAACUUAAUGCACAGUUACAUGCACGGAAAUAUUCUGAUGAUGAUGAUGAUGAUGAUGAUGAUGAUGAUGAUGAUGACCAUGAGGUGGAAGAUGGAAAUAGAUUAAAAGUGAAAUCACCAGUAGCACAGACUGUUUCUGCUCCACAUGAUAAAAAAAAUGCUAAACAAAACCUGAAGGUGACAGUUUCUGACCCUCUUGGAGCAUCAAAGCUGAAGGAUGGAUCUAACAACUCAAUUUCAAAAGUUAACCAUCAAGAUUCAAAAACAGUUGAUACUUCAGAACAGAAUGUUUCUGAUACAACACAGGACACUAGACUGUAAAUUUGUUGAUUUAAUGUUUUUAUAUUAAAAAUUAGUAAUAAAUAAUAUGUUUUAGAAAAA